Molecule: messenger RNA, 5607 nt
Organism: Salvelinus fontinalis (brook trout)
Lineage: Eukaryota; Metazoa; Chordata; Actinopteri; Salmoniformes; Salmonidae
Product: leucine-rich repeat-containing protein 15-like
Exons: 2
Coding region: 267-1988 (573 amino acids)
Molecular function (GO): protein binding
Source: RefSeq, a predicted model, not a curated record
GGCGGUGCAAGCAAGCUUCAGUACAUGACCUGAAAGUUAUAAGGGCACAGGGGGAAAAGAUUGAUUGAGGAUGAUGAACGUGAUGACAAAGAGCUGAACAAUGUGAGGAUGUGUGGUUCUGGAAGAAACUGGAAUCUCAAAUUAAUUCAUAUGUGACAUUUCUGAAGAGGGAGCACAGUGACAAGAGAGGAUAAAAGAUAGCAGACACUCCCCUCCAACUCAUUUCUCCGUUCACUCAACUGCCAAGUACUGUACAAGGAGCAUCAAUGGACCUGCCAAUCGACCUCCUCAUCUUUCUCCUCCUCCUUGCCAUCAGUGGAGUUCUUGGAGCGUGUCCAGAUGGAUGCCAGUGCAAAGACAACAAAAUCCUUUGCCAUGGCAGGUCAAUCACAGAGUUUCCCUCCUCAGUGCCCGGUUCCACUACCACCUUCUACAUCUCCAACACCAACAUCACCGCUCUCAAACCUGAUGACUUGGCUGGUAUUGCCGAGGCCCUUGGCAUCUUUGUGGUCAAAGACACUGGGAUCAGAGAAGUAUUCCCUGGCACCUUUGACCUCACCCAUAACUUGGGUGCCCUGGGCUUCACAGGCACUGAUCUGAAUGACCUGCCUGAGGCCCUGUUUCUAAAUCUGGUGAAGCUGGAAUCUCUGACUCUGAGCGGCAACAAGCUCCUGGUGCUUCGCCCCGCCUGGCUUUACUCCCUCGCUGCUCUGAGGACCCUAGACUUCAGCAAGAACCUCAUCACGUCUGUACCAGAGAAGGCCUUUCGCUCUGUCACUCAGCUGGAGCAUCUCACCCUGGCCAGGAACGGCAUCAACCAACUCUACAGGGACACCUUCAGGGGCCUGAGCAAGAUCAAAUCCCUGCGUCUGAACCGGAACACUCUCAGGGAGAUCCCUGCUGGAGCGUUUGAUGACCUGGUAAGCCUGGAGGAGCUCUCCCUGCAGGAUAAUGCCAUCACUCAUCUCCCCGCUAACCUGUUCUCCCAGCUGCAGAGGCUAAAGAAGCUUUAUCUCUCCAGCAACCGGCUAUCUUCCCUCCCAGAGGGGAUUCUCCUCAACCUCCCUAACCUGGCCCAGAUCUCCCUGUAUGAGAACGAGCUCCAGAGUUUGUCCCCGGGAGUGUUCGGCCCCAUGGCCGUGAGGGAGCUGUGGCUGUAUGACAACCGGCUGACCCACCUGGAGGACCACACCUUCAGCAACCUGACCCAGCUGCGUCUGCUGGUACUGAGCCGGAACCAGAUCAGCUCUGUGUCUCCCGGGGCCUUCAGUGGGCUGGCAGAGCUGGGGGAAGUGUCCCUACACACCAACCUCCUCACCAGCCUGCAGGAAGGCACCUUCCAGGGGCUGCAUAAGCUGGUAAACAUCUCCCUGGAGCACAAUUACAUCCACUCCCUUCCUGCCAGGCUUCUCCAGGGCCACUCACACCUUGGCCAGCUGGACCUCCACAACAACUCCCUCCUCAACCUGCCCUCAGAGCUCCUCAGCACCCUCACGGUGGCCAAUGAGGUGCUGCUCGCUGAAAAUCCAUGGAAGUGUGACCAGGACAUCGUGCCACUGCGGGACUGGCUGACACAGAACCCCACCAAGACUAACCUCAGUACUGUGGUGUGCCUCACGCCCUCUGUCUUAAGCGGUGACAGCAUAGCCGAACUGACUGACGAGGAGCUGACGUUGUCCACUCCGACCGCCGUCCCUGAUAUCACCCCGACAGAGAAGAGGAGGAAGCCCCACACCCCAGCUCCCAAGAGGAGCACCCCCUCCCCUGCUGCAGAGGCCACGCCCACGCCCACCCAGGAGCAGGGGGAGGACACCAGCAGUGGGCAGGGGAACGGAGAGGGUGUGUCCAGGAACACGCAGAUCAUUAUCAUCGCGGUGGUCUGCACCGCCAUCAUCACCAGUCUCAUUGUCUGCUGCGUCUGCUGGAGGAGGAACAACAGAGGCAGCCGCAACCUUGGCCGCAGGAACAAAAACAACUCGGUCAUCUAGACUGGCCCAGAGACCCGAGCACCACAUAGGAGGUGUACUGUACAGUUAUGCUGAGCACGCCAGAGCAAACAUCCUGAUGCAGUUGUUCCCAAACAUCUUAGCACAGGAACCCGUCAUGUCUCUAUCAUGUCUCUUCAAGAACUCAUGACCAAGGACAGACUAGCUGGGGCCUGAUCCUUGGGGAACUCUACUUCGAUCGAAUAAGUUGUUCUGAUUGGGAUCCCAUAAUAUUAUAGUUAAGCCAUUUUGCAAGUCCCUCUUCAGCAAGCUUUCGGAGGUUUGAACAAUAUCUUGCACAAAUAACCAAAAAGAACAUCUCAUAAACCAGCAUCUGGAAUAAUCAUAAUCAUAAUCAUCUGGAAAUUGCAUGGAUGGUACGCACAAAAUGCCAUUCAUCUUUUUUUCGAAACUGGUAAAAAAAGUUGAACGUAUACAAUUGAAGUCGGAAGUCACCAUACACGUGGGUUGGAGUCAUUAAAACUCGUUUUUCAACCACUCCACACAUUUCUGGUCAACAAACUAUAGUUUUGGCAAGUCGGUUAGGACAUCUAUCACAAUUCCAGUGGGUCAGAAGUUUACAUACACUAAGUUUACUGUGCCUUUACAGUUCGGAAAAUUCCAGAAAAUCAUGUUAUGGCUUUAGAAGCUUCUGAUAGGCUAAUUGACAUCAUUUGAGUCAAUUGGAGGUACCUGUGGAGGUAUUUGGAGGUACCUGUAUUUCAAGGCCUACCUUCAAACUCAGUGCCUCUUUGCUCGACAUCAUGGGGAAAUCAAAAGAAAUCAACCAAGACCUCAGAAAAAAAAUUGUAGACCUCCACAAGUCUGGUUCAUCCUUGGGAGCAAUUUCCAAACGCCUGAAGGUAUCACGUUCAGCUGUACAAACAAUAGUACGCAAGUUUAAACACCAUGGGACCACGCAGCCAUCAUACCGCUCAGAAAGGAGACGAGUUGUGCCUCCUAGAGAUGAACAUACUUUGGUGCGAAAAGUGCAAAUCAAUCCCAGAACAAUAGCAAAGGACCCUGUGUAGAUGCUGGAGGAAACAGGUACAAAAGUAUCUUUAUCCACAGUAAAACGAGUCCUAUAUCGACAUAACCUGAAAGGCUGCUCAGCAAGGAAGCCGCCAUUAAAAAAAGCCAGACUACGGUUUGCAACUGCAUAUGUCAUGUCAAAGAUCGUACUUUUUGGAGAAAUGUCCUCUGGUCUGAUGAAACAAAAAUAGAACUGUUUGGCCAUAAUGACCAUUGUAAUGUUUGGAGGAAAAAGGGGGAGGCUUGCAAGUCGAAGAACACCAUCCCAACCGUGAAGCACGGGGAUGGUAGCAUCAUGUUGUGUGGGUGCUUUGCUGCAGGAUGGACUGGUGCACUUCACAAAAUAGAUGGCAUCAUGAGGCAGGAAAAUUAUGUGGAUAUAUUGAAGCAACAUCUCAAGACAUCAGUCAGGAAGUUAAAUCUUGGUCGCAAAUGGGUCUUUCAAAUGGACAAUGACCCCAAGCAUACUUCCAAAGUUGUGGCAAAAUGGCUUAAGGACAACAAAGUCAAGGUAUUGGAGUGGCCAUCACAAAGCCCUGACCUCGAUCCUAUAGAAAGCUUGUGGGCAGAACUGAAAAAGUGUGUGCGAGCAAGCCUGACUCAGUUACAUCAGCUCUGUCAGGAGGAAUGGGCCAAAAUUCACCCAAUUUAUUGAGGGAAGCUUGUAGAAGGCUACCCGAAACGUUUGACCCAAGUUAAACAAUUUAAAGGCUAUGCUACCAAAUACUAAUUGAGUGUAUGUAAACUUCUGACCCACUGGGAAUGUGGUGAAAGAAAUAAAAGCUGAAAUAAAUCCUUCUCUCUACUAUUAUUCUGACAUUUCACAUUUUUAAAAUAAAGUGCUGAUCCUAACUGACCUAAAACAGGGAAUUUUUACUAGGAUUAAAUAUCAGGAAUUGUGAAAAACUGAGUUGAAAUGUAUUUGGCUAAGGUGCAUCUAAACUUCCGACUUCAACUGUAUACUGAACAAAUGUAAUGUUCAGCAUAGUCUUAUCACACACCUGCUGUUAUUUUUAGAAGCUAUUUUUUAUCAUUUACUGACUGGAAUUAGGCUACUUUCGGUGUCAUUUUUCUAUAGUGUAAUCAGUAGAUAAAGGCUGGUUUCAUCUACUUGCAAAUGAUUAUGCUCCACACACAAAUUAAGUAAAAUGACUGACUGUAAAAUUAAAUAAAUACACUACAUAGUAGUGAUAUUCUGAAAUGCUCAAGAGACAAGUGUUCAUUGUGUGGCACUGUGUGAUAAAGAGUUAUUAUCCUUCCACAACACCAUGUUGAACUGAUGUGGGGGGAUUCCCGUCUUCUUCAGCCCAUUGUAUUUGGUCCAGUUGUGUACCAAAAACACUUGUUCCUCGGGUAAACAUUGAAGUUUUAAGCCUGGCUAUUUGAAUGAGAAGUUAUCACACUAGUCAAAUUUGGUAUGCACUCUGAGUAGGCUGCACAAAAAAAAAGAUUGAUGAUCAUGUUUAUGCCAAUGGUUUGUGAUGGGGUUGGGAGGGUAUCAGAUGAAAAACUCUGCCAUGACCUUGGCACCCAGUGUUUGUGUGUGUGGGAGAUUCGGACUUUAUCCUUGGUACAUUCCAUGUGUCUAACGCAGAUUGAUGGUAUAGGCCUACUCUUCGCAUUGAAAUGUAAACCACUCAUCUGACUGAACACACUUAACAAGAUAGAGGAUAUAGAUAGUUUUGUUGAUGCUGAGAAUGGAAUGUAUAUGUUUUUAAAUAACAUUCUUAGAACAUUACUAAACUUUUCUUGUGUUUUUUUUGUGGAACAAUUUCUUUACGUUCUGAGAACGGAAUGAAUGUUUUAAACACAAUUCUUAGAACGUUACUAAACUUUUAUUGUGGUUUUUCUGGAAAGCUUUCUUUAAAACCCUUUACACUCGUGGGAAUUGGCCUAAAUGGAUAGGGAUAAAUUGAAAUGUUUCUUACAGAAGAAACAUGAAAAGCAUUGAGGAACUAGAGCAAGCAGACUUGUAGCUGUUUGGUUUGGAACACAACCCUGCAUUCCCGCCAUCACACAAUUACUGCUGUUGUUUAGGCAAUCCAAAAAUGGUCCAUUAUAAAUCGCAAUCUGGGUCAGGUUGGCAUCAUUUGAAAGCUUGUUCUAUUGCCAACUAGCUAAGUUAUAAAAUACAAUAUUACAGUGUUAGUCUUUCACAAUGCAAUUUGGGGAAACAGAUCCUAAUUUUGUUGCGCAAAGAAAGGAGUCAUGAGUGCAGUGUUGUAGUACUCGGGAACGGUUGCGGACUUACAAAGAAAUAUUGCUGUUUUGAAAAGGUGAAGUAACUGCAGUCAACGGUGGUAUUUUGGAUGCUACCAGAGCAUCCUGACUGGUUGCAUCGCUGCCUGGUAUGGCAACUGCUUGGCCUCCGACCGCAAGGCACUACAGAGGUUAGUGCAUAUGGCUCAGUACAUCACUGGGGCCAAGCUUCCUGCCAUCCAGGACCUCUAUACUAGGCGGUGUCAGAGGAAGGCCCUGCUACUCUGUUAUUAUCUAUGCAUACUCACUUUAAUAACUCUACCUACAUGUACAUAUUACCUCAACUAACCGGUUCAGUAUUAACCCUUUCCAACGAAAACUGAAGAGAUUA